CGUUUUCUUUUCCCUUCCAUACCCGUGUCAUGUUAUUAUUCCUCCUCACAUUAAUUGCAUAUAUUACAACAAUGUGUGCGUUAUACGUCAAGUAUACAUUAUUCAUGUGCACCAAAGUCAGUUACAAUUUUUUGUACGCUUCAGCCACAUAAUAUCAUAAGAGCCAAUAUGUCUUAAUAUUUUACAAAUCCCUAUCCAUUAUAGUAUACCACAUAGGUAAUAUUAUAUCGUACGAGUAUUAUAAUAUACGUAUAGUGACAGGACACGAUGAACGACCGUGGAUUUUGGUGGAUUUUAGUUUGGCUGGUACUGCAGGAAACGGCGAUCGACGGACGAGAAUCACCAAAUUUCGAAUUCGAAAAUAACUACGUGAGUUUAACGGUUACUCCAGACUUAGAAGAAAACGGUGGCAAACGAGUGGCAGUAUCAUGGCAAGUGCUGUCCACAAAUCCAAACGACUGGGUUGGAGUGUUCAGCGCGUACCCAGAGCAAGGCCAUCCUCAUGUCACCGCCAACAUGGCGCUCCGUAAUUAUCCAGUGAACGCCACUUUUGGUUAUCUGGAAACCGACCUAACGGUGAGCACGAAAACCAUACAGCUCUUUUGCCACGAUGGUCAGUUCAAAAGCCAGUGUUUCCUGUAUUGGGUGGCAUACGUCAGUGGCGACACACCAUUAGCGACAAACUGUCUUAAGUCACAACCUAAUUGGAUGGACGAAUUGCCAGACAAGAUCAAAUCUUUAGGGUUGGAUUCAUUAUUUUUGCCAGGUACACAUGACUCUGGGGCAUACGAUACUGCUCAAAAACUACCAAUUUAUUUUGAAAAGUAUGUCUAUACCCAAGACCUUGACGUUUUGAGUCAACUGUGUCACGGAGCCCGAUACUUGGAUCUGAGAGUCGGUUUUGAUAAUCAGUCUGAACAUUUAUGGUGGCUACAUCACGAAGUUUAUCCGGUCAGACCUUUGUCCCACAUCCUCAGAGACAUACAAACAUUUGUAGAAGCAACAAACGAAAUCGUUAUCGUCGAAUUUCACAAAUUCCAAACGGGUUUUUCGAAAAAUCCAUCGGUGCACCUUGAAUUAUAUGAAUUCGUGACGUUCUACCUGGGUGAACAUAUGGCUGAAAUCGGAUGGAAUAAAUCGUUGAAAGAUUUACAGACCCAAGGACGCAGAGUAAUUGUGACUUACAACUAUUUACCGAUGACAGCAAACUACGAUAAUUAUUAUGAAAACCUAUGGACACCGGUUCCCCGAUACUGGCCAAAUGCUCAGAAAUUAACGACAUUUGAAGACUACGUACGUUUACAUAUAAAUGAAACACAAAACAAAACUGGUGUAACGGCUCUGAUGGCUGAGUUAACUCCUACUCCGUUGGACGUUAUUUUCAAUAGAGGUGAUGGUUUACGACACAUGAGUUCGAUGGUUAAUAAAUUACUGUUCAAGUGGUUUGCAACGCCAGAGUGGGGAGGAAACUUCAAUAUAGUCGCUGUAGAUUUUCUACAAAGCACCAACAUAAUCGAUGCAGCUAUCCAUUGGAAUAUGAAAAAAAUCAUUCCGUCUGAUAAGUGUUAAUAUAAACUUAAAAUAGCAAUAAUUAAAUAAUCAAAACCAAUGUCACAAUAUAAUAUGUUCAUUACGUACUAUACACGAUUAUGAAGUCUAUUAUAUGAUUUAUUUAUGACUAUAAAACAGUAAAAGCGAAUUAAACAUUUUCAUUUUUCA
Messenger RNA from Myzus persicae (green peach aphid), 1719 nucleotides. RefSeq names its product PI-PLC X domain-containing protein 1-like. The transcript has 5 exons. Lineage: Eukaryota; Metazoa; Arthropoda; Insecta; Hemiptera; Aphididae. Bases 268 to 1569 code for a protein of 433 amino acids. Gene Ontology annotation, molecular function: phosphoric diester hydrolase activity. Gene Ontology annotation, biological process: lipid metabolic process. The record is from RefSeq and is a predicted model, not a curated record.